This is a messenger RNA of Notothenia coriiceps (black rockcod), 1066 nucleotides long. RefSeq names its product neurexophilin-4-like. The transcript is spliced from 2 exons. The record is from RefSeq and is a predicted model, not a curated record. NCBI's taxonomy places the organism in Eukaryota, Metazoa, Chordata, Actinopteri, Perciformes, Nototheniidae. The coding region runs from base 76 to 846 and encodes 256 amino acids. Gene Ontology annotation, molecular function: signaling receptor binding.
GUGUCUUUUUUCCUUCAGGUCCAAGGGUUGGAGAAGCAGGUGGAGUUCUCAGACCUGCGCCCAGUGGGGUCUGUGAUGAAGUCUCUCCCCUAUGGCAUAGGAGGAGGCACAAUGGGUGGACCCUCAGGAGGAGUGGUGAAGCCUCCAUACCAAACACGUAUCUUCUCCACCUCCAUCGACCAGACACCUAUGAAAACCAAGCCACCCACCUACAGUUUCUAUAACCCUUACGACCCGGCCCGGAAUCAGUCCCUGCUGCUGGACCAGACAGGAUACCGCUCUAAGCGCAAGCCCUCGCUAAAGACAAACAUGAAGACCAAGAAGAUCUUCGGCUGGGGAGACUUCUACUUCAACGUCAAGACCAUGAAGUUCAGCUUGUUGGUGACAGGGAAGAUCGUGGACCACAUCAACGGCACGUUCACCGUUUACUUCCGCCACAACUCGUCCAGCCUUGGGAACGUGUCGGUCAGCAUUGUGCCGCCCACCAAAGUUGUGGAGUUUGAGGUCCUCCACCACCAGCAGCAGCAGCACCAUCAGCUACACCCUCACACUCAGCAGGAGGUCCAGAUCCGGGAGACCCAGCAGUCCACCGUCAACCACAAAGGGAUAAAGACCUUUAACUGUCGGGUGGAGUACGAGAAGACCAACAGAUCCAAGAAGCCCAAACCCUGCCUGUAUGACCCCUCUCAGACCUGCUUCACGGAGCACACCCAGUCCCACGCCGCCUGGCUUUGUGCCAAACCCUUCAAGGUCAUCUGCAUCUUCAUCUCUUUCCUCAGCAUCGACUACAAGCUGGUGCAAAAAGUGUGUCCGGACUACAACUUCCAAAUUGGAAAAUUCGGUUGAAGACAGCUGGAACAGUGUUAUGCCCUCCGAGUACAAGGGGAGCCUCUGAGGCGGCUGAGCUGUGCCACCACUGUACGGCAGAAGUAAUGUUAUGGUAGACUGACUGUUAAUCAUCCUCUCAGCUCUACUUUCCCUGGAUAUAAGAGUUAUAUGUAUGAGAAAUGCUAUGCUGGAUAUGCAUACAAUAUACUGUAUGAAAAAGCACAUUAAAAUCUCUUAA